UCCAUCGUCUUCGUCUCGGAGCUUUUUUUUUUUUUUUUUUUCAUUCUCCAUUUUUGUUCCUCAUUUUCCAGAAACUACUCGCAAAUGCGAAGCCUCAUCUUCUCUCUCCUCGUUCUCUCUCUCUUCCCCAUCUCUCUCUACGCUCGUUCCGUCCUCCUCGUGCUUCAGGAUGAUCUCAAGGACUCUCCGCCCGAAGAAAACCCUAACGAUCCCACUCACAAUGACCCGCCUGAGUGGGACGAGUUCGGCGAUUCCGAUCCCCACAAGUCCGACGAGGAGCUCGAUCCCGGCUCGUGGCGGCCGAUCUUUGAGCCCGACUCUUCCUCGGCCGAGCCGGUGUCCGAGUCCGACUCGCUCUACUACUCGGGCGUUUUGAAGAUGGUCAGAGCGGUGAGCUCCGGCGAAGAAUUGGUCAUGGAAGAGGGCGCUGCGGAGAUCGAGACCGCCGCCGCGUCCGGCCAUCCCCACGCCCGAUCAGUGCUUGCGUUACUCCACAGCACGGGACAGGUGAGGGAGAAGAACAAGGGAAAGGCAUUCGUGUAUCAUCACUUCGCCGCCGAGGGGGGUAAUAUGCAGUCUAAGAUGUCCCUUGCUUAUACUUACUUCAAACAAGAUAUGUAUGAAAAAGCAGUGAAACUUUAUUCGGAAUUAGCUGAAGUCGCAGUCAAUAGCUUCUUGAUUUCGAAGGAUUCGCCGGUGAUUGAACCGGUGAGGAUUCACAAUGGGGCGGAGGAGAAUAAGGAGGCUUUGAGGAAGUCUCGAGGGGAAGAGGAUGAGGACUUUCAGAUUUUGGAAUACCAGGCGCAGAAAGGGAAUGCUGGGGCCAUGUAUAGGAUUGGUCUUUUCUACUAUUUUGGAUUAAGAGGUUUGAGACGUGACCAUAAGAAAGCACUGGUGUGGUUUUUGAAGGCUGUGGAGAAGGGUGAGCCGAGGGCAAUGGAGCUCCUGGGCGAGAUAUAUGCCAGGGGAGCUGGGGUGGAAAGGAACUACACCAAAGCUGUGGAGUGGCUCACACUUGCAUCAAACCAGCAGCUCUAUUCUGCUUACAACGGAAUGGGUUAUCUGUAUGUCAAGGGUUAUGGAGUAGAAAAGAAAAAUUACACCAAGGCAAAAGAGUAUUUUGAAAAGGCUGCUGAGAAUGAUGAAGCUGGCGGGCAUUAUAACUUGGGAGUAAUGUAUUUCAAAGGGAUUGGGGUAAAGAGGGAUGUGAAAACUGCUUGUCAAUAUUUCCUAUAUGCUGCCAAUGCUGGUCAACCAAAGGCAUUCUACCAGCUAGCAAAGAUGUUUCAUAUGGGUGUUGGGCUCAAGAAGGAUCUCGUUAUGGCAACUGCAUUAUAUAAACUUGUGGCAGAGCGAGGGCCAUGGAGUUCCUUGUCUAGAUGGGCACUGGAAUCAUACUUGAAAGGGGACGUUGGUAAGGCAUUAUUCUUGUAUUCAAGGAUGGCUGACCUAGGUUAUGAGGUAGCACAAAGUAAUGCCGCAUGGAUUCUCGAUAAGUAUGGAGAACAGAGCUUGUGCAUGGGAGAGGCUGGAUUUUGCACCGAUGCAGAAAGGCACCACCGUGCACAUUUUCUGUGGUGGCAAGCUUCUGAACAGGGCAAUGAGCAUGCUGCUUUGCUGAUUGGUGAUGCAUUUUAUUAUGGUCGUGGUACCGAGAGAGAUUAUGAACGCGCAGCAGAUGCUUACUUGCAUGCCAAGGCACAAGCUAAUGCACAAGCCAUGUUUAAUCUUGGUUACAUGUAUGAGCAUGGUCAAGGGCUACCUUUAGAUCUUCAUUUGGCGAAGAGAUACUAUGACCAAGCACUAGUGGUUGAUCGUAAUGCAAAGUUGCCUGUCACACUGGCACUCAUGAGCCUUUGGAUUCGUAAAAACUAUGCCAAUAGUUUCCUGGUUCACUUCAUCGAUUCAUUGCCCGAAGCCUUUCCAAAAGUGGAAGAAUGGGUGGAGAAUGUGCUCUUAGAGGAGGGAAAUACAACUAUUCUGACUCUUUUCGUCUGUCUUCUUACCGUUUUGUAUCUUCGCGAGAGACAACGCCGGCAGGCCGUUGUUGCUGGAGGAGAUAUUCCCGAACCGCACCGCCCCGACGACCACAUAGAACCUGUACCUAAUUGAUGUAGUUUCAAAACUACGAGGGCUGUCUCAACUCAACUAAGGUACCCAGUUAAAGACACUCUCUCUUCAAUACUUUGAUGUACAGGUCCUUACUGUGACUCUAGAUUAGAAUUUUAUCUAUGUUCUUAAAAGUUUACAUUUUAUUGUACCAUAGAGAAGUUGGAACUAGGAUAAAUUGAAUAUGAAAUUUUUGUUUUUAGUAAUUAUUGUAGAUUUUUUAUCACAUGCCAAAUUCAAGACUGAGAUCUUUAUUAUUGACUCGUUACUUGAGAGAGCUGUGAAUUCUGGUAAAUGGUCCUUUGUUUAUUCAAUUGUUAAUUGGGCUGUGCUGAUUUAAAUA
Humulus lupulus (European hop) is the source of this 2452-nucleotide messenger RNA. Its product is annotated as ERAD-associated E3 ubiquitin-protein ligase component HRD3A. The transcript is spliced from 6 exons. NCBI's taxonomy places the organism in Eukaryota, Viridiplantae, Streptophyta, Magnoliopsida, Rosales, Cannabaceae. The annotation marks the transcript as partial. Gene Ontology annotation, molecular function: protein binding. The record is from RefSeq and is a predicted model, not a curated record.